UCCGGAUUCGUGCUCCCAGGCUAUUAUUGUAAUACACACUGUUGAGCGUUAUAACCAACUUUUGUUUUUGUCUGUCUUGGAUGGCGUCAGAUAGGAUUUGUUUGCCGCGAUCCAGCCUUGGCUCCUCUUCAAGCUCCAGUGUUUCCACGGCGCGUUCGGAUUUCCAGAGAGGUUGAUGUAAGGGAAGCUUUGUUUUUGUGAUGGUCUAGAUGUGUGUUUAAGAACUCCGUUAUUUGGAUGAUAAAUUCUUAGCAUCCGCCCCUCGAUGUUCAUGCUGCUGGGUCCUAGUUGUGUUGGUGGUCCUGUCUCUUUCUUUAAUACUAAAAGAUUGAGUUUGCCAGAACCUGGGAAUCAUUGAGUUAGGUUGCCGAUGAGCUUCUCGAGGACGUCACUCGGAAUCCGCACAUCGUCCUUGGCGUGUGGGAUUUCGGGGUCAACUUAGAAAAGGGAAUUUAUCAUCAGAAUUGCAUAGUUUAUUUAGAUCUGCGUCUUGAAAUUCUAUUGCAGAGAUUAUUCAAAUCCAGGUUUAUGGAAUAGAAUCGGGUUGUUACAGGCAUCAUUUCUACUAGUUGAUUAUUGUGUAGGCUUGAUUUAUGCUAUUGAGUUGUCAGGACUCACCUUUAUUUUUAUAUAUCAAUCAAUCAAUCUAUAUCAGUGAAUUUAAAAAGUUGCAAGCAGCAAUGGAUUUUCAAUCAGAGUUUUCGUGGCUAGAGCUUGAAGAACUUCACGCCCCUACUCAAAGUUUCGCAGCUGUGGUUGGGCAGCGAUAUUGCUUUCCGAACUCCGCACAGUACAGGCUUGAGAACGAGAUUCUCUCCAAAUCAUGGAUUAUCACAGAAGCAAAUGGGGAAGUCGUGUUUCGUGUGCGGGGAAAAAAGGUGGACUGGUACAAGUCCAAGCGGGAGCUGGUGGACGAAAAUGGAAAAGUUGUUGUGUAUAUGGAAGAAAAGCCAUGGACAAUAAAGAAUGUUUGGAAAGCGUACUCACCUGGUGAAUCGGAAGCUCUGUUUACAUUGAAGUCAUUAUCUGCGUUUACUUGCAAGCCCAAAGUUAACAUCUUCCUUGCUUCAAACACAGCUCAGAAGAAGCCGGAUUACACCAUUGAGGGGAGUUUCCUUGCCAAGAAAUGCCUCAUAUACUUCGGCGAAGAGCUUGUAACAGAGGUGACUCGAGAAGCAUCUUUGAAAAACAUCCUUAUCACAAAGAGUAUUUUCAAUGUAAUUAUACAUCCUGGAGUGGAUGUAGCCUUCAUCUUCUCCAUCAUAAUUAUUAUGGACAAAAUUUAUGUUCAUGACGAUUAAUACUGGAACCAGAUGAUUUAGCUUGCCGGUAAAGGUGAGCUUCAACAGGUUCUUUGUUGCUGAACGAGCGAAUAUGGCCUCGUUAGCACUGUGAUGGUUGGUGGCAUUCCCUUGUAGCUUGUCGCUUCUGUGUAUGAAAGGCUUGGAGUGGGUUUUGAUCUAAUUACAGCCUUGCUUGAGAGGUUAGAAGCUUUGGGAAAAAUCUUCCGCUGAAAUAAACCAUGAAUAUCAGAUCGGUCUGCUCACUUCUUUAGGUACAAGACACGCGGCUUCUCAAACGGCCACAAAUGUUAACUUUGUCAACUGUACAGUAUGAGUAAAAUUAAAUGUGGCGUUGAUGCUUCCCUUUUUGUAAAGCAUCGCUGAUGAUUUAUUUUAUAAAUUUUGACCUCAAAUAGCAGUACCUCUUA
Physcomitrium patens is the source of this 1711-nucleotide messenger RNA. Its product is annotated as protein LURP-one-related 10. The record is from RefSeq and is a predicted model, not a curated record. NCBI's taxonomy places the organism in Eukaryota, Viridiplantae, Streptophyta, Bryopsida, Funariales, Funariaceae.